CUUUAGUUGUUAGGUCACGUUUAUGUCAAGUGAAGGUGAAACACAUGUGCUAGUGCUAGUGCUAGAGAAGAAAGAAACAUGGCAGGAAAAACAGUGAUAAAAAAUAUUUUUGAGGUAGCUUGUAAGACAUUGAGGGGACAAACGGUUGAAUUAAGUCAGUAUAAAGGAAAAGUAGUUCUGGUGGAGAAUGUAGCAUCCCUCUGAGGUACGACUACACGGGAUUACACCCAGAUGAACGAGUUGGUCGCGAAAUUCGCUGAUAAACUUGUUAUCCUGGGCUUCCCGUGUAACCAGUUUGGACACCAGGAGAAUGCAAAUGGAGAAGAAAUCUAUAAUUCUUUGAAGCAUGUACGACCUGGGAACAUGUACGAACCCAAGUUCUCUAUCAUGGAGAAAUGUAUAGUGAAUGGUAAAGACUCACACCCAUUAUUCCAGUUCCUGCGGGAGUCAUUGCCAGCACCUAGUGAUGACUCAUCGUCAUUUAUCUCCAACAAACAUUUUAUAAUUUGGGAGCCAGUAACUAGAACUGACAUUGCUUGGAAUUUUGAGAAGUUUUUGAUCCGUCCAGAUGGUGUACCAUACAAGAGAUAUAGUCGACACUUUGAGACCAUUAAUAUACAAGAUGAUAUUAAAGAUCUGAUUGAAAAAUACAAACUUUAAUAAUCGUGCCAAGAAUACUGA
Ruditapes philippinarum (Manila clam) is the source of this 681-nucleotide messenger RNA. RefSeq names its product glutathione peroxidase 2-like. The record is from RefSeq and is a predicted model, not a curated record. Gene Ontology annotation, molecular function: glutathione peroxidase activity. Gene Ontology annotation, biological process: hydrogen peroxide catabolic process; response to selenium ion; response to hydrogen peroxide. The transcript has 2 exons. Lineage: Eukaryota; Metazoa; Mollusca; Bivalvia; Venerida; Veneridae. Gene Ontology annotation, cellular component: mitochondrion; cytosol.